Molecule: messenger RNA, 7115 nt
Organism: Neodiprion virginianus
Lineage: Eukaryota; Metazoa; Arthropoda; Insecta; Hymenoptera; Diprionidae
Product: tetratricopeptide repeat protein 28
Exons: 14
Coding region: 359-6559 (2066 amino acids)
Molecular function (GO): protein binding
Source: RefSeq, a predicted model, not a curated record
UCACCUGCCACCCCACUUAGUGGCUUUAAGUGGGGAGACCUGGGGUCACAUUCCAAGAUGGCUGUACCUUAGGAAUGCAGUGGGUUCCCCCCUUAGACGCCUACCUUUCCCCCUUUUUUUAAUCAACUCAAUAGAUUCAUAAUAUCAUAAACAAACCGUACUCUUAUUAUCUGUUAAAUGACGAGUUUGGUGACAAAUUGUGAUUGCUGGAAAGUUUGUCAAUUGUGUUGAGUGAACUAUUACAGAAUCACUAAACUAGUUGGCAAGAGUUAGGGCCCUGAAAAGGGCCUUAUCUAAUGGACCCCCUCCGACUCAGAUAAUGCCCAUGAAAGAGGAUGCUACCGGCUCGUCUUAAACAAUGUCUCAUAGGGAUAUCUCUGAGGUGGAGCCCGAAGGUACGUCGGCCCUGGCCGCUGGAUCUCGGGCUCUGUUUCUGGAAACAGUGCGUAGAAGUAACGCAGCUUGCCAGAAUGGAGACUACCCCCUAGCUGCUACUCUGUACUCGGAAGCCCUUGCCUUAGACUCUCUUAGUCACGUGUUGUACUCAAAUAGAUCUGCGGCUCGUUUAAAGAUGGGACAAUUUGCUCUAGCUUUACAAGAUGCAGUAAGAGCAACGGAACUGAAUCCCCAAUGGCAUAAAGCAUAUUAUCGGCAAGGAGUAGCCCUCCAAUGCCUAGGCAGACAUGGAGAAGCCUUGGCAGCUUUUAGUGCUGGCUUGGCAAGGGAUUCAUCCAAUUGUCAACUGUUGUCCGGGUUGGUGGAAGCUUCGUUGAAAUCACCUUUACGCACAACCCUAGAACCAACGUUCCAACAACUCAGGGCAAUGAAACUGGAUGAAUCACCAUUUGUAGUUAUAUCUGUAGUUGGGCAAGAGCUGUUAGGAGCUGGGCAAUAUCGAGCGGCAGCUGGUGUCUUAGAAGCAGCGUUAUCCAUUGGAACAUGCAGUCUGAAAUUAAGGGGUUCCGUCUUUUCUGCUCUAUCUAGUGCUUACUGGGCUCUCAAUUCGUUGGACAAGGCAAUCAGUUACAUGCAACAAGAUUUAGGUGUUGCACGUUCAUUAGGUGAUACUCAAGGCGAAUGCAGAGCACAUGGCAAUUUGGGCUCAGCAUACUUUAGCAAAGGUAGCUUCAAGGAAGCUUUAACAGCACAUAGAUAUCAACUGGUUUUAGCCAUGAAGUGUAAAGACACCCAGGCAGCCGCGUCAGCGUUGACGAGCUUAGGGCAUGUCUAUACAGCUAUCGGAGAUUUACCAAAUGCUUUAGCAUCACACAAGCAAUGCGUUCAAUUAGUAAAACAAAUGGCAGAUCGCCUACAAGAAGCAAGAGAAAUUGGUAACGUGGGAGCAGUUUACUUGGCAAUGGGCGAGUUUGAGAGUGCAGUUGAUUGUCACACACAGCAUUUGAGAAUAGCUCGACGUCUGGGAGACCGAGUAGAAGAAGCCAGAGCUUUCAGUAACUUAGGAUCGUCACAUCACUAUAGAAGAAACUUUCGUCAAGCUAUGGCUUAUCAUGAAAAUGUUUUGAGAAUAGCUCAGGAACUUGGCGAUCGAGUUGUGGAGACAAGAGCCUAUGCUGGACUUGGACAUGCAGCAAGAUGCGCAGGUGAUCUUGCACAAGCAAAGCUCUGGCAUCAGAGACAACUGGAUGUAGCCCUGACGACAAAGGAUAAGGUAGCAGAAGGACGUGCCUGUAGUAAUUUGGGAAUCGUGUAUCAACUGCUAGGAGAACACGAUGCAGCAUUGAAGCUUCAUCAAGCCCACUUAGGUAUUGCCAGAGCCCUUGGGGACACCGCUGGUAUGGGAAGAGCGUAUGGAAACAUUGGGAAUGCCUAUAAUGCAUUGGGUUAUUACGAACAAGCAAUAAAAUACCACAAGCAAGAGUUGACGAUAAGUAAAGAGGUCAAUGAUCGUAGUUCGGAAGCAAGUACACAUGGAAAUUUAGCCGUUGCAUAUCAAGCUGUACAAGGACACGAAGCAGCCUUACGACAUUAUCGGGCUCACUUGGCAAUAGCUCGCGAAUUGAAAGAUGUGGCUGGAGAAGCUUGCGCGCUGCUUAACCUUGCCAACUGUCUCUCAUCCCGUGCUAGAUUUGAAGAAGCUGUUCCAUACUAUGAAAACUAUCUUAUGAUAUCGCAGGAACUUCAUGACAUAGAGGGGGAAGCUAAAGCUUGUCACUUUCUGGGUUAUGCCCAUUAUUGCCUUGGCAAUCAUCGACAAGCAGUGAGAUAUUAUGAUCAAGAUUUAGCUUUGGCCAAAGAUUUGCAGGAUAAAUCUGGAAUGGGAAGAGCAUACUGCAACUUAGGUCUUGCACACUUGGCUCUUGGAAAUUUAGACACAGCUUUGGAAUGCCAGAAAUAUUAUUUAGCAAUUGCUCAUAUGACUAAACAUCUAGCUGGAAAAUUUAGAGCCCUGGGCAAUAUCGGAGAUUGCUUUUUACGUCUCGAUGAACCUGAAGAAGCUAUAAAAAUGCACCAACGCCAGUUGAGUCUUGCGCGACAAGCAGCCGACCGUAGUCUCGAAGCAGCAGCGUACGGAGCUUUGGGUGUUGCACAUCGAGCAACGAGAAAUUUGGACAAAGCUCUCGGAUUUCAUACGCAAGAACUGACAUUAAGGCAGGAAGCAGGAGACUUAAGAGGAGAGUGUCGAGCCCAUGGCAACUUAGGUGCUGUUCAUAUGGCUCUGGGUCAGUAUACACAUGCUGUCAAAUGUUACCAGGAACAAUUGGAGCGAGCAAGAGAAUUAGCAGACUCUGGAGUUGAAGCCCAGGCUCUAGGAAAUUUGGGUAUAGCUAGACUCAACAUGGCCCACUACGAAGAUGCAAUUGGAUAUUUUGAGCAACAACUGGCAACUUUGGAACCACUUUCAACAGCAACAGCGUUACUUGAUAAAGCAAGAGCUCUUGGUAAUUUGGGCGACUGUUACGAAGCAUUAGGGGAUCCUGAAGAGGCGAUAAAGUGUCAUGACCAACAGCUGAUUGCUGCAAAUAGACUUAGAAGUAUUCGGGAUCAAGAACGUGCCUACAGAGGAUUGGGAAGAGCGCGUGAGGCUCUAGGAAAUUUGCAACAAGCUUUGGUUUGCUUUGAAAAAAGAUUAGUAGCUGCACAUGAAGUUGAUAGUCCUGAAGCAAGAGGAUCAGCCUAUGGCGAUUUAGGAAGAGUGCAUGCUGCACUGGGCAAUCAUGAACAGGCUGUCAGUUGUUUAUCGCAUCAACUGACUCUUGCCAGAGGUCUGGGUGAUAGAGCUGGGGAGGCCGAAGCAGCUAGUGGUCUUGGUGCUGUUCAUCUUCUCAUGGAUGAUCCGAGCUCAGCUCUACGACACCAUCAGCUGGAGCUAUCUAUUGCGGAAGGAUUGGAUGCAGCUGGACUACAAGCUCGAGCUUGUGCAAAUCUUGGAGCAACACAAGAAGCACUUGGUCAAUUUGAGGAAGCUGUUAGAUUACAAGAACAAUCAUUGAGUUUGGCUGCUGCAGCUGGUGAUCAGCCAGCUAGAGCAGCUGCUUUUUCCAGUCUUGGCCGUCUUCAUCAUUUAUGUGGAGAUCUGUCGCGAGCAUUAAGUUAUCUGCAGUCUGGACUCUCAUUAUCUGAGGGAUUGGGUCGGAGAGAAGAAGCCGCCAGUUUGAGACACAGAUUGGGCUUGGUUCAUUGGGAAGCUGGAGAAGCUACAACAUCUGUGGAGCAGUUUGAAAGGGCAGCCAAUUUAUUAGAAUCUUUGGACGGUUGUCCACCUCCUCCUUCUGGACAGCCAAGCAGAGCAGAUUUACUUUCCAACACAUAUAGAAUGUUGCAGAAAGUUUUAGUAAGUUUGAAUAGACCCGAGGAAGCUCUAAAUUGGGCAGAAAGAUCUCGGAGAUGUAAAAAUCGAACUCUAGAUGAUGCCACACAUUAUUCAGAAAUAGUAGACAGACAGCGAGGUAUUAUAUUAUACUUCAGUGAAGCAGAAACUGAAUUACAUGCGUGGUGUUUAGCACCUGGUCGGGGUCUGCUCAGAUUUCACUCUGCAACGCUAGAAGAUGGGGUAAGUUUGGAGAGAAGAGUUUCAUUGGCUCGCGAAGCGUUAUUGGGAGAGUCAAGCGAGUCUGUGGAAGAACCUGGAAAAAUACCAUCAAGAGGACAUCGUUUAAAUGCAAGUUCUUACAGCUUGAGUAGUUUAUUCAGCGUGGGAUCGGUAAGCUCGCGUGCUGGAAGUGCACGUUGGGGCAUAGGAGUUAAAGGGCCAGUUUGGCAAGCUCCUGCUCAGGUGCAAAGCCUCUACGACCUUCUCCUUGCACCAUUUGAAGAUCUUCUACCACCAACAAGAAAGGAACUUAUACUGGUUGUCGAGAAAUCUCUAUACUUGGCUCCUCUACCUGCGCUACAAUCAAGUCCAGGUGAAGAUUAUCUUUGUGAGAGAUUUUCUCUACUGGUUGUCCCAUCACUAGCAGCAUUGAGGCGGAGAUCAAGAAUCCCGAUGCCAGAAGGUGGAGCAACGGUAGCUGCGCUAGUCGCAGGAAAUCCAAAUGUGCCCGAUGAAAUCAGAGAAGAAUACGGAUGGCCAGAAAGCGUUAUAUCUGCAGAAACAGAAGCUGGAAUUGUUGCAGAGCUUCUAGAGUCCCGACCAUUAAUUGGCAACGAAGCUACAAGAUCAGCAGUUUUGAGAGCAUUACCAGACGCUGAAUGCGUUCAUCUGACAACCCCUGUUUUUUGGAAAUCUGCAAGCAUAGCUUUAACUGCUGAUCAACGCGAGGAACAAGCCGACAAAUCAGAAUACCUUUUGACCUGUUCAGAUAUUUCAAGAUUGCGAUUAUCAGCCCGUCUAGUUGUAAUAUCAAGUGGUCACUGUUGGAGCGGAGGUGAAAAUACAAGUGUAAGUUCUGAUGGCAUCCAACAAAUGGCGAAAACUUUACUGGGCACAGGAGCACAAUGCGUACUAAUAGGAAUGUGGCCUGUACCACCAACGGCAGGUAGCAUUUUGUUGAGAGCUUUCUAUAGUGCAAUGCUGCAAGGUGCUAGAGCUUCUAGGGCAUUGGCUGAGGCCAUGCAAACUGUACAACAUACAAGACAUUUCGCACACCCGUCUAACUGGGCAGGAUGGCUUCUUCUUGGUGGAGACGCUCGACUUUCGAAUAAGGUGGCACUCAUGGGUCAAGCUUUGGCAGAGCUUAUACGAAGUGGUCCAGAACAGAGUCGAGAUGCGUUAAGAGUAACACUGCAUCUAGUUGAGAAAUCUUUGCAAAGAAUACACCGUGGCCAGAAAAACGCAAUGUAUACAACACAGCGUAGUAUUGAAAAUAAAGUUGGCGAGGCUGCGGGCUGGCGAGAAUUGCUUAUGUCAGUUGGGUUCAGAUUUGAACCAGCUGGUAAUGGAAUCCCAUCGUCAGUGUUUUUCCCACAAAGUGACCCUGAAGAGAGAUUAACCAGAUGUAGUGCCAGCUUACAAGCAUUACUCGGAUUAGGACCUGCUUCUUUACACGCUCUCGUCAGACUUUUACAGGUACCCGAAGCUGCCGAGGAUGUGAUCUCUGCAAUGCGAAGAGCAAGCUGUGCAACUGAAGGUCAAGAAGUUAGUUUACCUGUCAGAGUAUGGCGGGCUGCAGGAUCGCACGAGUUGUUUGCCAGUUUAGGAUUUGAUUUGAUGGAAGUGGGACAAUCGGAAGUUACAUUAAGAACUGGAAAGCAAGCUUCACGCCGAGCUGUUCAAUUUGCACUGCAAGCACUGCUAGCUUUGUUUGAUACCCAAGAAGCUCCCAAAAGUCUUAGCCUAGAUUCUAGCAGCUCAAUGGAAAGUCUAGCUUCAGUAUCACAAACUGAGAAAACUUCGCCCGAUCCACCCAGACUCGGAGGAGCUUUUGCAAGUUAUGUACGUCGUCGUGGGGAACCAGAUGGGAAAACUACCGAAGCACCUAAUAUUCCAAUUGUUCAACCAUCUCGGAGCAACUGUGGAGGAGAGUCAGACGCUGCAUUCACACCGAGUCCUCCGGUUGCAUUGAAUUUGAAUCAUCAAACACGUAUCCGAAAUUUAUAUUCUGACCAAAAUCCCAGACCUGGUUCUAGUUCCAGCAGUUCAGCAACGGAUUGGGAAAGCGGACAUGCAACUGUCUUGCGCCGUCAACCACUUCCACCAUUACCUGCUACUGUUCUUGAAAGGUUAAGUGUGAGAACAGAAGUUGGGCCUAGCUCGCCUAGAAAACCUCGCCACCCCACUUCUACUGAAGACAUCAAUCCGCAGACUGAAGGUUCUCAACCAUCAGAAGUUCAUCCUCAUAAUUUAAGAAACCUAGCAACAUCAUUGACCAGUUUAACUCGAGAAUUGACUCCAACGAUUUCUGAAGUAUACCAUGAACGAAACUUGGGCCUUGGUCUAGCACCAUCUCUGUCUAAACUCCUUGAGGAGGUUGGUUCUGUCCAAGAUAAUGAUCAGAGUCAGAUUUCUAGGCCAACCCAUAGCCAGACUCAAAAUUGGUUGCAAAAUGAACCGGAAUUAUGCCGAAGAGAUGAAGCAGAUGGUAGAUCGAUUGCCGAAUCUCAGUGCAGUGCGACAAGCUCCAAUAAAAUACAUAGGAAGGCUCCCCCACCCCCAGUAUAAAUUAUUUAUGUUGUGUCCGUUGCAGAUUAAAAUAUUUGUGCGGAGAUUAGUGUUAAAUAUUGGAAAACAGGAUGAAAUUAAAUGCAUGUGGUUACAUAUUUAACAAAUAUAGUAUAGUUUAAAUAGGAAUGGUAUCAAGUAUCGCGUUAGUGUAAGAAAUUUGGAAUAUUUAACUCUAGUAUUAUGCAUCUGGAAAUUGUACGGGGCAACAGUAUUGAAUGACUGAUAGUUUAGUAUUGUACAAAUGAAUGUAACAUGUUACUGCUGUGUUGAAAAUAUGAAACAGCUCUCGAAGAAGACAUUCAGUCAGUAUUCAACACUUUUUUCCAUAUGCUUGAACGAAAAAGAAAAAUGUAACAUAUUAUCCAUAAGACUUCUGUGUGUAAGAUAUUAUGUAUCAUGAAAUAUAAUAAUACAUUCCAUCAUCGCAUGCCUGCAGUAACAAUCUGACGUGUUCAUAACGUUCAAUUGUUCUACUGACACUUAAUCCACAAGUUUAUCGAAAUAUCUUAGCAGUUUAUCAUAUUUAUGGAAGAAAUCGAAUCUUUUUUUAAAA